Messenger RNA from Branchiostoma floridae (Florida lancelet), 753 nucleotides. RefSeq names its product protein NRT1/ PTR FAMILY 5.15-like. The record is from RefSeq and is a predicted model, not a curated record. The coding region runs from base 307 to 753 and encodes 148 amino acids. The transcript is spliced from 3 exons. Lineage: Eukaryota; Metazoa; Chordata; Leptocardii; Amphioxiformes; Branchiostomatidae.
AAUACAAAUUCGAGAAAACACAGUGGAUUCGAGAAUUGUGUCCUGCAUUUUCAAGUGCUCAUUAACAUACUUGUUGGUCCUUAGUAGGCGUUCACUUCGCUUCCGCUAUGACAACCUAAUUUACGUGGUUGUCUAUUAUAGUUAUUCAUAUCUUAUGCAACAGAGCCGUUCAGUUGUCAUUCUGAUUCUGUGGUUUGUGACGCCUUACGAGAUUUUCGGGACCAAGUGAAACGUCUCACGUGCUUUUGUCACAUUGAAAAUAAUUAGACGUAACAUCAAAACAUCGCGACGUUGUAGACUAGAGUUAUGAUGGAGGCACACGCCCUGUCCCGCGAAGACGAUUUGCUGGAGAGAACACCGCUUCUCUCCCACGACCUUCCUCCAAGCUACAGCCAGCACAACGGCUCGCAUCCCCGGCAGUAUGGCGCUAAGGUACGGGACAACAGUCCGACACGGGAGCCGUGGAACAACAACAGUGUGCCUGUCUGCAUCACGUUCUGUAUCUUCAUGGUGGAAGUGUGCGAGCGGAUCGCGUAUUACUCCAUCGUGUCGAACCUCGUGUUGUACUGCACCAGAGACCUGCAUUACACAAGUACAGAAGCGGUGAUCAUCAGCCUGGUGUUCAGCGGGUCGGGCUGCCUGCUGCCGCCGCUAGGGGGCUUCCUGGCCGACACGUGCGCAGGGCGGUACCUCACCAUCGUGGGGAGCGGGCUGCUGAUGGCGUCUGGUAAGGUCGAAGUUGACAAGAAGUGA